UCUCAUUUCUUCCCCUCUAUAUAGUUAUCCACUUUAUUCAUUCUUUUUCUCCCUUCUUCCCCCCCCCCCUUGGUUCCUCUUUCACCGCCCCCCCAAUCUACUCGCCUGCACGGGCUCUGCUGCUUGUUGUCGUCAUCAUCGCUACUGAUCGCUCGCUUCCCCCGCCGUGAUGGAUUUCCAUCUGGUGCCUCGAGGGGAAGACCGUAAUUAUACCGGGUUCCUCACCAAAACCAUUGUCUAUACCGCCUCGUUGAUUGUAUUUCUGGCCUCCUUUGGUCUCACCGUGGCCUCUAUCGUCGUUCCAAAAUGGGUCACCUAUACGGAUAAAGAUCCCCAAUGGCGUUACACCUACGGCCUUCACCGUCGCUGCUCCCAUGUAACCGGUCAAUGCGAGACUUUCCCCCAGAAUGAUGAAUGCCACGGCGACAACCGCUACUUCUGCUCCAUGUGGCGCUCCGUCGGGUUUCUGAUGUCGUUUGCCAUCGUGUUGGAGGGAAUGACCGUGGUCGCGUAUUUGAUUGUCUUGUCUGGGGGGAAGCGUCUGCGCGAGUCGGGGUGGAAGAUUGUCAGUUUGUUGAUUAUUCUGUCGGCGGCGGUGCAGGCUGCUAGCAUGUCGCUUGUGGCAUAUCUCGUCGAUAAUGAAGACCGGUUUGCCAGUGGAUGGGUCUUGGAUGAGUCGUGGAUCUUCUGCACCGUGAGUUGGUGUGUGAGUCUGUUUGUCGCCGGGGUGUUGAUCCUGGCGGGUACUACGCUGCCGUCGGAGGGUGGUUAUGAGUUGAUCCCGGAUCAGAUCAACUGAUUGAGCUUGAGCUCAUGGAAGUAAAGGAUGGAUGCAACAAUAUAAUGAGGGAUAUGAUUUGAUUGGUAAUGAGUGGCGUUGGUGGAUGAUUGCAGUAUGCUUUUCAGCCUGAUGUUAUUGUUAUUGGUAUUUGAAAAUGGUGUAGUUAGCUGGUAUAGUUAACGUGAUAUAACUAAGAGAAUAUGAUACUAUGUCUAUUA
Aspergillus costaricaensis CBS 115574 is the source of this 999-nucleotide messenger RNA. RefSeq lists its product as uncharacterized. Bases 170 to 799 code for a protein of 209 amino acids. The transcript is spliced from 4 exons. The record is from RefSeq and is a predicted model, not a curated record. NCBI's taxonomy places the organism in Eukaryota, Fungi, Ascomycota, Eurotiomycetes, Eurotiales, Aspergillaceae.